Messenger RNA from Rubroshorea leprosula, 335 nucleotides. The record is from the annotation of a GenBank genome assembly. Lineage: Eukaryota; Viridiplantae; Streptophyta; Magnoliopsida; Malvales; Dipterocarpaceae.
UUACUGAUGUAUCUUCGUCAUUGGUUGUCUCGAGUGAAAGGUCGGCUUCAAGAUCAAUGCUUCCUGGUGCAAUGCGAUAUCAUCUCGCUGCAAUAGUCCUUCCUAUAGGAGUGGUAUUUCUAAUCAUGAUGUCAUGUCCUUGGUAUUUCUAAGCAUGAUGUCAAACUCAAACGUGUUUAUCUCGGGUUCUCUUUAUCAUGACUUUGGUUUUAAGUUAUGACCACUAGGUGCUUGUUAGCCUAAUGCUAUGGAGAUUGAUUGAUUACUUUUUUAUUUUUGCUUUUAAAAUUUGACUUUUUUUGCAUUUAAAGCCUGAAUAUAAGUUUCUUGGAAUU